This is a messenger RNA of Solanum tuberosum (potato), 327 nucleotides long. RefSeq names its product 3-methyl-2-oxobutanoate hydroxymethyltransferase 1, mitochondrial-like. The annotation marks the transcript as partial. The record is from RefSeq and is a predicted model, not a curated record. Gene Ontology annotation, molecular function: magnesium ion binding; 3-methyl-2-oxobutanoate hydroxymethyltransferase activity. Lineage: Eukaryota; Viridiplantae; Streptophyta; Magnoliopsida; Solanales; Solanaceae. The transcript has a single exon. Gene Ontology annotation, cellular component: mitochondrion. Gene Ontology annotation, biological process: pantothenate biosynthetic process.
UCGGAGAAUGUUGCUUACACAUACAACAACCAAUUAAUGUUGCCUCUUCUUAUUGGUGUAAGGGGAUCUUUUCUUGAUAAGUUUCAAUGGGAUGUGAAUGGCUUGGUGAUGUUGUGUUAUGAGCAGGCAGUUGAUACAGCUGUUAGAGUUCUAAAGGAAGGAGGAAUGGACGCGAUUAAGUUGGAAGGCAGGGCACCAUCAAGAAUUACAGCAGCUAAAGCUAUUGUUGAAGCGGGGAUUGCUGUAAUAGGGCAUGUUGGAUUAACACCUCAGGCCAUCAGUGUUCUUGGUGGAUUUAGGCCUCAAGGCAGAAACGUUGAUAGGGCA